This is a messenger RNA of Acanthisitta chloris (rifleman), 636 nucleotides long. RefSeq names its product adenosine A1 receptor (gene ADORA1). NCBI's taxonomy places the organism in Eukaryota, Metazoa, Chordata, Aves, Passeriformes, Acanthisittidae. The record is from RefSeq and is a predicted model, not a curated record. Bases 88 to 636 code for a protein of 182 amino acids. Gene Ontology annotation, cellular component: membrane; dendrite; synapse. Gene Ontology annotation, biological process: G protein-coupled adenosine receptor signaling pathway. The transcript has a single exon. Gene Ontology annotation, molecular function: G protein-coupled adenosine receptor activity.
AGGUACAAGAGCGUGGUGACACCCCGGCGGGCAGCAGUGGCCAUCGCUUGCUGUUGGAUCAUCUCCUUUCUGGUGGGCCUCACCCCAAUGUUUGGCUGGAACAACCUGAACAAGAUGAGGACUCAGGAGCCGAACUCCAGCCACACAGACUUUGUCAUCAAGUGCCAGUUUGAGACAGUCAUCAGCAUGGAGUACAUGGUGUACUUCAACUUCUUUGUCUGGGUCCUGCCUCCUCUGCUGCUGAUGCUGCUCAUCUACCUGGAAGUCUUCAACCUCAUCCGUAAGCAACUCAACAAGAAGGUCUCCUCGAGCUCCAAUGACCCCCAGAAGUACUAUGGGAAGGAGCUGAAGAUCGCUAAGUCCUUAGCACUGGUUCUCUUCCUCUUUGCUCUCAGCUGGCUGCCCCUGCACAUCCUCAACUGCAUCACCUUGUUCUGCCCAUCCUGUGAGACCCCUCACAUCCUCACCUACAUUGCCAUCUUCCUCACCCAUGGCAACUCGGCCAUGAACCCCAUCGUCUAUGCCUUCAGGAUCAAGAAGUUCCGCACGGCCUUCCUGCAGAUCUGGAACCAGUACUUCUGCUGCAAAACCAACAAGAACUCCACCAGCACCACCAUGGCUGAGCCUGCCAACUAG